Pollicipes pollicipes is the source of this 1449-nucleotide messenger RNA. Its product is annotated as RNA 3'-terminal phosphate cyclase-like protein. NCBI's taxonomy places the organism in Eukaryota, Metazoa, Arthropoda, Thecostraca, Pollicipedomorpha, Pollicipedidae. The transcript has 6 exons. Gene Ontology annotation, molecular function: RNA endonuclease activity. The record is from RefSeq and is a predicted model, not a curated record. Bases 155 to 1300 code for a protein of 381 amino acids. Gene Ontology annotation, biological process: endonucleolytic cleavage of tricistronic rRNA transcript (SSU-rRNA, 5.8S rRNA, LSU-rRNA); ribosome biogenesis. Gene Ontology annotation, cellular component: nucleolus.
UAUGCCGAGCGGCGGGUGCUUUGGAGGCGGUGUGUGCGGAGAGGGGUUGUGGAAGUUAACAUCGUUUCAUCGGUCUUCCACCGUGGGGUGAAGGUGGUGGAAACUUAUAGAUACAGAGCUGCUGGUUUUGUUUCGAUAUUUUUAUUAAGCCGUCAUGAGCCAGGCCAAAAAUUCAUCGGCUCUCUCCUAUGAAGGCUGCAAAAAUUUCCGAAUGAGAAUCGUGCUCUCCACUUUGAGUGGAAAAGUGGUUAAAAUAAGGAAGUUUCGUGGUAGAAAUGACGACCCUGGUGUUGACGAGAGUGAGGCCAGUUUCCUGCGUCUGAUGGACAAGCUGACCAACGGCACGCGGAUCGAGGUGAACGAGACGGGUACCUCUGUCACGUACGUGCCGGGCCUGCUGGCCGGCGGCCAGCUGGAGCACCACUGCAGCAAGAAGCGCGGCGUCGGCUACUACUUGGAGCCGGUGCUGAUGUUGGCGCCGUUCUGCAAGAAGCCGCUUCACCUGACGCUGCAUGGCGUCACCAACAGCGAGGUGGACCCGUCGGUGGACCAGCUGAAGCACAGCUGCCUGCCGGUGUUGCGCUGCUACCUGCUGCUGGCCGACGAGCAGCUGCAGCUGAAGAUCGUGCGGCGUGGCAUGGCGCCCGGCGGCGGCGGCCAGGUCCUCUUCAGCUGCCCCGUCCAGAGAACGCUGCGCGCCACUCAGUGGCUAGACGCUGGCAAGGUGAAGCGGAUCCGCGGCGUGGCGCACGCGGCGCGCGUCUCACCCGCCAUGGCCGGCCGCAUGGUAGACGCGGCCAAGGCGGUGCUGCUCCGCCUCCUGCCCGACGUCUACAUCUACACGGACCACUACAAGGGCGACGCCGCCGGCAAGUCGCCCGGCUUCGGCAUCAGCCUGGUGGCCGAGACGACUACUGGCUGCACGCUGACGUCAGACGUGACGUCACGGCCGCAGGGCUCGGACGGGCCGCCCAGCGUGCCCGAAGCGCUGGGCACAGAGGCCGCCGAGCGGCUGCUCGACGAGAUCUACAGGGGAGGUUGCGUAGACUCCUUAGCGCAAAGUACCAUGCUACUCUACAUGUGCCUUGGCCAGAAGGACAUUUCAAAGGUCAAACUGGGUCAGCUCACACCAUACACUAUUGAGUUUCUUCGUCAUGUGCGGGACGCGUUCCUCACGACGUUCCGGAUAGAGAACGUGCUGCCGACUGAAGAGGAGGAGGACCUGAAGUUGGGAGGAGAGAAGCUGACGCUCACCUGCCUCGGAGCCGGCUUCAGCAACCUCAGCAAGACGGUGUCCUGAAGCCUGCGCGGAAUCUUGGCAGUUGCUGGCCGUUGCGAUGCGAGGUGUAUUGCUUGUGUGAUGUGUCAAAACGCUACGAGUGUUUCUGCCGUUUUUCAUAUGACCCAAUACAAAUGUUGUCGAACGCGACGUUUCAACGUCGGCAAAUA